This is a messenger RNA of Saccostrea echinata, 1141 nucleotides long. RefSeq names its product L-threonine dehydratase catabolic TdcB-like. The transcript has 7 exons. Gene Ontology annotation, biological process: L-serine catabolic process; L-threonine catabolic process. Gene Ontology annotation, molecular function: pyridoxal phosphate binding; L-serine ammonia-lyase activity; threonine deaminase activity. The record is from RefSeq and is a predicted model, not a curated record. Bases 150 to 1136 code for a protein of 328 amino acids. Lineage: Eukaryota; Metazoa; Mollusca; Bivalvia; Ostreida; Ostreidae.
UAACUUCCCUUAUAUUAUUUUAAUGUAAACAAAACGUUGCACAACAUUACAAUACUGAUAAUGAUCCUGCAGGACGGAACGCAGGUAGCAUAGGUGACUGAUAAAUAUUCGAAGACUUUCUACAGCCUGUUUUCAAGUCUUUUCAAAAGAUGACCUCCGAUGACGAUGAUGUUGUGACCUUGGCCGACAUUAAGAAGGCUAGGGAAAUAAUAAUGACGUCACCACUGAACGUCCAUAAAACACCCAUCUUAAAAGAUAUGACGUCAUAUUUUCCUGAAAUUGAACAAAGUAUGAAUCUGAACAUGAAACUAGAAAGCAUGCAAACAACAGGUUCAUUCAAAAUACGUGGAGUAGUGAAUCAAAUGGCGAAUCUUCCACAGGAAGUAAAAAGCGGUAAAAGGAAGUUAAUUACAAUGUCAGCCGGGAAUUAUGGGAAAGCAUUUGCGUAUACCUUGAACAAGCUGAAUCUUUCUGGCCUUUGCCUUAUGCCACUGACAGCGCCAUCAAACAGGAUAGCACUGAUUAAGAGUUUGGGUUGCGAGGUGGUUGUGCUGCCAAGCAGUGAAAUGCAGACAGCCUUUGCUCAGUACGCGGCACAGAAUUUUUCUGUCAUUCAUCCGUACGACGACCAGUCGUUCAUAACAGGCUGUGGCAGCAUUGCCUUGGAAAUUCUAGAAGAUGACAUCAGGCCUGACGUAAUUGUAGUAUGCUGUGGUGGUGGGGGACUGGUUUCGGGGAUCGCAGCAGGAAUUAAACAGUCUGGACUUGUAGACUGUAGAAUAUACGCAGUAGAACCGGAGGGAUCGAGAACAAUGUACGAGAGCUUCCGAAAAGGAGAACCUGUCACAAUGGCUGUUAACUCUGUAGCUUCUGGGUUAUCUCCUCCUUAUGCAGGAAAAUUAACUUAUCGGUGUUGCCGGAAGUAUGUAGAGGAUGUGAUUCUCGUGUCGGAUAGGGAAAUACUGAAUUGCAUGUCGAGACUGUUUGAGUUAGGAAUAGUAGCCGAACCUUCAGGAUGCGCGGCGAUGGCGGCCAUUUUAUAUAAUAAAAUACCUGAUGUUGCAGGAAAGAAAGUAGUAGCAAUUAUAACUGGAAGUAAUGUGUCAAUUUCGGAAAUGACGUCAUAUAUUCAAUAAAAGAU